GUGUUGCCUUUCUUUCUUUUAGUUCAUCUGCUCAUGUAUGCAUAUUGCUUUCUUGGACUCAAACCCACUUCUGCGAAUCGAUAUUUCCCAAAACCGAACGUCGUUUACUGUUACUGAAACGAACUAGGCUUAGAUUUAGAAUGUGGAACUUCAGAAGUAAAUUUGCGCGAUCACUUUUAUUGCUUUCACAUCGCAAUAAUUUCAGUUCAAGAACUUAUCAUGCUGGCAUUUGCUCAACCCAAAUUCUCUAUCAACAUCUUAAUCCGCCCAAACCCUUGAAUAGUUAUUCGAUCAAACCCUCCGGCUUUCCAAUGUUUUUCUCUUCCUCAACUUCAACAACUUUAGGAAAUUCAGACUGCGAUGAGCACGAUGGAGACCAAUUAGAAAAUUAUGGUGAGCACGAUGGAUAUCAGUUAGAAAAUCAUGGGGAGAGAUUAGUUCUGUUCAAAGAUUCUGUCAAAAAAUCUGAACUUGAAAGGGAGGUUGGAUUAAUAAUGGAUAUAAUCAGGCAACCUGGCCAAAGUUGUGUUGCUGUCAGGAACAAUCUUGAGAAAUCCAGUGUGUCCGCCUCGCCAGAGUUGGUGACAGAAGUUCUUUCUCAGGUGCAAAACCAUUGGGAGUUGGCGUUCACAUUCUUCCUGUGGGCUGACAAGAAACCAGAUUAUGCACAUUCUUUGCGCCAAUACCAUUCGAUGAUCGCCAUCUUGGGUAAAAUGAGAAGGUUUGAUACUGCUUGGACCUUGAUUGAUGAGAUGAAGAGAGGUGGAAAGAAUGGUGAUCAAUCAAUGGUGACACCUCAGACAUUGUUGAUCAUGAUCAGGAGGUAUUCUGCUGUUCAUGAUGUGGGCAAGGCUAUCAACACCUUUUAUGCCUAUAAACGGUUUAAUUUUGAGGUUGGUAUCGAUGCAUUUCAUGAUCUUCUGUCUGCGCUUUGCCGGUAUAAAAACGUGAAAGAAGCAGAGAAUUUGAUGUUGUGUAACAAAGAUGUUUACCCAUUGACUACCAAGAGCUUCAACAUCAUUCUCAAUGGAUGGUGCAAUAUCAUUGUUAGUCCUCGGGAGGGAAAGAGAAUAUGGUGGGAGAUGUGUAACAGAGGGAUUCAUCGUGAUGUUAUAUCGUAUUCAACCAUCAUAACUUGUUAUUCAAAGUCCAGUGAAACCAAAGAGGUGAUAAAGAUUUACAAUGAGUUGAAAGCCACUGGUAUUAGUCCAGAUAGGAAGGUUUACAAUGGUAUGAUUCAUGCUCUUGCUAAAGCCGGGUUUGUAGAAAAAGCCCGUGAUAUGAUGAAAUCAAUGGAACAAAAAGGAAUUUCUCCUAACGCGAUUACUUACAACUCGCUGAUCAUGCCUCUCUGUAAAUGCCGACAAAUCUUGGAAGCACGUGACGUGUUUGAUGAAAUGCUGCAACGAGGGUUGUUGCCUACGGUUAGAACAUACCAUGCUUUCUUUCGUGCAUCAAGAACAGGGGAAGAAGCUUUUUCGCUGUUGAAAAAGAUGACUUCAAUGGGGUGUUGCCCGAAUCACGAUACCUACAUCAUGCUGAUUAGAAAGUUCUGUCAUUGGGGGGAACUGGAAAAUGUGUCGAAGCUCUGGAAUGAGAUGAUCAGCAAUGGGCUAGACCCUGAUCGGAGUUCAUAUGUGGCACUGAUUCAUGGGCUUUUUCUUAGUGGGAUGUUGGAAGAAGCAUACAAAUAUCAUUUGGAAAUGAAGGCAAAAGGCUUACUACCUGAGCCUGAGAUAGAAAAGAGGCUGCAAGCUUGGAUGGCCGGCAAGCCAAGAGUGAAACCAUCGAAUAAGGACUGAAAAAACAAAUGCAGCAGGUCGUAAUUCUUGAUGACGAUUAUCGACUCGCCUUCAAA
Messenger RNA from Cynara cardunculus var. scolymus (artichoke), 1858 nucleotides. RefSeq names its product pentatricopeptide repeat-containing protein At5g15010, mitochondrial. The record is from RefSeq and is a predicted model, not a curated record. Lineage: Eukaryota; Viridiplantae; Streptophyta; Magnoliopsida; Asterales; Asteraceae. The transcript has a single exon. Bases 141 to 1802 code for a protein of 553 amino acids. Gene Ontology annotation, molecular function: protein binding.